AUGCCCCAACAGUACUGCCUCAGGUGGAAGCAUCAUCACUCGAAUGUGCAAAAUAUGUUCGCUCAGCUAUUGGAAAAAGAACGAUUUUGCGACGUCACAUUAUAUUGUUCGCCAAGCUUCGCGACGCAGGUAUCCGGCAAGGAUCCCGUGGAACCACAGAAAAUACGAGGAGUUUCCUUAAGAGCUCAUAGGGUAGUGCUAGCAGCAUGUUCAGAGCUACUCGGAGCGCUUCUCGGCGCCCACGAUGCUCAGGGUGAGCCGGUGCUUGUCAUAGAUGGUGCAGAACCGAAGCACUUGAAGGCACUCCUCGACUACAUGUAUACCGGAGAAAUGAACGUUCAUCAUGUAAGUAUGAUCUUCUUCUUCUUCCCUAGAGUGAAGUUCUAUAACAUUUUGAGUUAA
Messenger RNA from Arctia plantaginis, 402 nucleotides. Lineage: Eukaryota; Metazoa; Arthropoda; Insecta; Lepidoptera; Erebidae. The record is from the annotation of a GenBank genome assembly.